Messenger RNA from Impatiens glandulifera, 3006 nucleotides. RefSeq names its product protein transport protein SEC23-like. NCBI's taxonomy places the organism in Eukaryota, Viridiplantae, Streptophyta, Magnoliopsida, Ericales, Balsaminaceae. Gene Ontology annotation, molecular function: zinc ion binding; GTPase activator activity. The record is from RefSeq and is a predicted model, not a curated record. The transcript is spliced from 12 exons. Gene Ontology annotation, biological process: COPII-coated vesicle cargo loading; endoplasmic reticulum to Golgi vesicle-mediated transport; intracellular protein transport. Gene Ontology annotation, cellular component: COPII vesicle coat; endoplasmic reticulum exit site. The coding region runs from base 232 to 2562 and encodes 776 amino acids.
UGAUCGUCUGCGGUCUUACAAAACGAGCGAAUAAGCAUCCAUCCAUAACCCAAAAUUGAGCUCCUUUUUCUGUGCAUUUACAGACAGGCUGCGGCGUAGUGCGUCUCCGUUCGUCAAUUCAUCCUCUCUCUCUCCCCUUUCUAGCUCUAGGGGUUGCAAGUCGCAACUUGCAAUCUCUCCAUCUGUAGUAAUUUACUGUGCAAAAACCCCUCAAGUGAAACAGCAGCUAAGAUGUCGGAGAUGGCACAGACAGAUCCAGAGGGAAUCGACGGUGUUCGCAUGACUUGGAAUGCUUGGCCUCGCUCCAAAGUUGAAGCCAGCAAAAUUGUCAUCCCAAUCGCGGCCUCAAUCUCUCCGAUCCGUUCCCAUCCUGAAAUUCCCACCGUCCCUUACCUUCCUCUUCAUUGCAAGACAUGCUCCGCUGUUCUAAAUCCUUUCUGCCGUGUCGAUUAUUCCGCUCACAUCUGGAUCUGCCCUUUCUGCUUUCAGCGGAAUCAUUUCCCUCACCAUUAUUCCGCCAUCUCCGAAACCAACGUCCCUGCUGAGCUCUACCCUCAGUACACCACAAUCCAAUACACUCUCCCGCAGAAUUUAGCCAACCCUAACGCUGGCGCUGAUUUACCUUAUCAGCCGCCGGUUUUUGUCUUUGUGCUCGAUACUUGUGUGAUCGAGGAGGAAUUUAAUUACGCUAAAUCUGCUCUAAAUCAGGCUAUCACAUUACUCCCUGAGAAUGCUCUGGUCGGGUUUAUAUCGUUUGGGACGCAGGUGCAGGUUCAUGAAUUGGGGUUCUCGGAGAUGUCCAAGGUUUAUGUUUUCCGUGGAUCAAAGGAGUUGUCGAACGAUCAGGUUUUGGAACAACUGGGGCUUGGUAUGCUUGGCCGUAGGGUGGCAAAUCCUGGCUUCCAGAAGCAGUCAACAGGUGGUUUUCUACCGAAUGCAGGGGUUACUCGGUUCCUGUUGCCGGCUUCGGAAUGUGAAUUCAGCCUAAAUGCGUUAUUAGAUGAGUUGAGCAAAGAUCAAUGGCCAGUUCCACCUGGUCAGCGGGGAUCGAGAUGCACUGGAGCUGCAUUGAGCAUUGCAGCAGGCUUGCUAGCAGCAUGUUCAGCCAACAGUAAUGCUAGGAUUGUUGCUUUGGUUGGUGGUCCCUGCACUGAAGGACCUGGCACGAUUGUGUCAAAAGAUCUAUCUGAUCCGGUACGUUCACAUAAAGAUCUUGAUAAGGACGCAGCUCCACAUUUUAAAAAAGCUGUUCAGUUUUACGAGGAACUCUCGAAGCAUCUUGUCAGCCAUGGGCACAUCUUAGACGUUUUUGCUUCCGCACUUGACCAGGUUGGCAUUGCAGAAAUGAAGGUUGCUAUUGAACGCACUGGUGGACUUGUGGUUUUAGCUGAAAGUUUUGGCCAUUCUGUUUUUAAAGAUUCAUUCAAGCGAGUUUUUGAAAAGGGAGAGCAGUCUCUUGACCUGUCUUUCAAUGGUACACUCGAAAUAAUCUGUUCAAAGGAUAUAAAGAUUCAGGGUAUAAUUGGACCUUGUACUUCUUUGGAGAAGAAAGGACCAGCUGUUGCCAAUACUGUCAUUGGCGAGGGAAAUACAACAUCUUGGAAGUUAUGUGGCCUGGACAGAAGUACAUGCUUGACAGUGUUGUUUGAUGUAUCUGCUAGUGAAAAGCCCGACCCUUCAGGAAAUGUAAAUCAAAUGUUAUACAUACAGAUCCUAACAAGCUACCUGAGUGCAGAAGGUCAAGCACAAAAACGGGUUACCUCCCUUUGUAGAAGAUGGGUAGAUAGUACCGUUGGAUCAGAGGAGUUAGUACAGGGAUUUGAUCAGGAAACUGCUGCUGUAGUAAUGGCCAGAUUAGUCUCUUACAAAAUGGAGAUGGAGGAAGGAUUUGAUGCAACAAGGUGGUUGGAUCGUAGCCUCAUUCGGCUUUGUUCAAAAUUUGGUGACUACAGAAAGGAUGACCCAACUUCUUUUACUUUAAACACUUACUUUUCCUUGUUCCCCCAGUUCAUGUUCAACCUACGGCGCUCACAAUUUGUGCAGGUGUUUAAUAAUAGUCCCGACGAGACUGCUUACUUUCGCAUAUUAUUAAACCGGGAGAGUGUAGUCAAUGCCACUCUGAUGAUCCAGCCAUCGCUAAUGGCAUAUUCAUUCAAUUCAUUGCCUGCUCCAGCUUUGCUAGAUGUGUCUUCCAUUGCGGCUGAUCGAAUACUCUUGCUCGAUUCUUAUUUUAGUGUAGUUAUCUUCCAUGGAAUGACAAUUGCCCAGUGGCGAAAUAUGGGUUACCAUAAGCAGCCUGAGCAUGAGGCAUUUGCACAGCUGCUCUUAGCUCCUCAGGAUGAUGUCCAAAUGAUUAUGCGUGAACGAUUCCCUGUUGCCAGAUUGGUUGUAUGCGAUCAGCAUGGCUCUCAGGCAAGAUUCCUAUUAGCAAAACUGAACCCAUCGUCGACUUACAGUAAUGCUCAUGAAAUGAGUGCUGGCACAGAAAUGAUAUUUACUGAUGACGUUAGCUUACAAGUUUUCGUAGAGCAUCUUCAGAAGUUGGCUGUCCAAUCGUCUUAAUGAUCUGAUUUUGGAAAUUGCAAAAUGAAAGAGGAGGGACUAUAAGGGGCUCGCAGAAUUCGGUCUGUUUGAUAUCCAUCCUUUUUUUGUUUGUUCCAAUGCAAGCUGUGUUAUAUUUGUUUUCUCAUGGAUUUUUUGAUGGUAAAAGGUUGAAUAUUUUGUUUUUGAGACAAACCGGGGUUGGGGAAAAGGAGAAAUUAGAGCAUCAUCCUUUAGGGUUUGUUUAUUGCGUGAUUUAUACAGAAUUAAGGUAACUAGAAUGUAAGUUAUAAGAAGAUAUGAACUUACAUUUCGUUGGAUAGGAAAUCUCUUUUUUGCCCCCUCCCCCAUUCUUGUUAUUGUUAUUUCCUGUAAUGAAGAUUGUUUGUUUCUCUGUUACAUUUUGCUACUUCUUUUGGGAGGGACAAACAAACAGCUCCUAAUAAUUUAUUCCAGUUUUUGCAA